This is a messenger RNA of Suhomyces tanzawaensis NRRL Y-17324, 708 nucleotides long. Its product is annotated as RNA-binding domain-containing protein. The transcript has a single exon. The coding region runs from base 1 to 708 and encodes 235 amino acids. Gene Ontology annotation, cellular component: U2AF complex; spliceosomal complex. Gene Ontology annotation, biological process: mRNA splicing, via spliceosome. The record is from RefSeq and is a predicted model, not a curated record. Lineage: Eukaryota; Fungi; Ascomycota; Pichiomycetes; Serinales; Debaryomycetaceae. Gene Ontology annotation, molecular function: pre-mRNA 3'-splice site binding; metal ion binding.
AUGAACAGAGGUUACCAUCGACCACAGGAAGAUAGAUCGACAUGCACAUUCUACACCAAGAUCGGCGCAUGCCGUCAUGGCGAAAAGUGCUCGAGGAAACACAUCAAGCCCACCACAUCUAGAACCGUGAUACUAUCCAACCUCUACGAGAAUCCAAGACUCAACAAGAACGAAGACGAGUUCAAUCCCAAACAGCUCCAGGAAUAUUUUGACCAGUUCUUCAAGGACGUUUUCAUCAGAUUCUCGGGGAUAGGGAAGGUGGUGGCCAUGGUGGUGUGCGAGAACGAAAACAACCAUUUGAACGGGAACGUGUAUGUGAGGUUCAGCAACACCCAAGAGGCAGACGUGGCCACCGAGGUGUUGAACCAGGACUGGUUCAACGGGCGGCCUGUGCAUUGCGACUUGUCCCCCGUCGAAAACUUUGUGGAGGCCAACUGCCGGGCGUAUGACGACAACAGCUGUACCCGGGGAGACCACUGCAACUUCAUGCACGUAAGGCGGCCCACAAAGGCAUUUGAAGACGGCUUGUUCCGGUCGCAGCAGAAGAGCUUCUUGUUACGAAAGCUCGAGGAGGCCAGGAAGCAGCUGGCGCCCAAGGCCGAGCCAGAAAAGGCGCCUGUGACUGCAGAAGCCAGCGUGGAGGAGCCACCCAAGGAGGAGGCCCAGCCAGAGAGCGCCACCACCAUGAUCCAACAAUUAUUUGCAUAA